Molecule: messenger RNA, 1634 nt
Organism: Nelumbo nucifera (sacred lotus)
Lineage: Eukaryota; Viridiplantae; Streptophyta; Magnoliopsida; Proteales; Nelumbonaceae
Product: SNF1-related protein kinase regulatory subunit gamma-1-like
Source: RefSeq, a predicted model, not a curated record
CAAAUAGACAGGAGGGGAGGAAGAACGGAUUAAUUGUCUCAGAAAUCCCUAUACUCUUCCAAUCUACUCAACUUCAAGCGGAAAGAAAAUGGCACAACCGCAAGAAGCUAAGUCAUGUUCAAAAGUUCCAAGCAAUGAUGCGUAUUUUGAUACCGUCCAGUCAAGGAAAAAAUUGCCACAUCAUUUACAGGAGUCUUUAACGGGAGCGUUUACCAGGAUUCCAGUUUCAUCCUUUCCAGACGUUCCAGGGGGUAAAGUUAUUGAAAUCGAAGCAGAUGCAUCUAUUGCUGAUGCUGUUAAAAUUCUAUCUGAAUGCAAGAUUAUGUCUGCUCCAGUAAGAAAUCCAGAUGCAGGAACUAGUUUGGAUUGGAGGGAUAGGUAUUUAGGAAUAGUAGACUAUUCUGCAAUCAUUCUCUGGGUGUUAGAGAAUGCAGAACUUGCUGCACUUGCUAUAUCAGCAGGUUCUGCAACAGCUGCUGGAGUAGGUGCAGGUGCUGUUGGUGCACUUGGUGUACUGGCUUUAGGUGCAACUGGUCCUAUUGCAGUUGCUGGGUUGACUGUUGCUGCAGUUGGUGCAGCAGUGGCUGGUGGUAUGGCUGCAGACAGAGUGAUGGGGAAAGAUGCUCCAACAGCCGCUGAUUCUCUGGGGGAAGACUUCUACAAAGUUAUCCUUCAGGAGGAGCCUUUUAAGUCAACCACAGUGAGAUCAAUAGUUAAGUCCUUUCGGUGGGCUCCUUUUCUUCCCGUUUCAACAGAUAGUUCCAUGUUGACUGUGUUGCUGCUGCUCUCAAAGUACAGAUUGAGGAGUGUCCCAGUAAUCGAAACAGGCAAGCCAUUUAUUAGGAAUUUUAUUACUCAGUCAGCAGUUGUGCAGGGCCUUGAACAGUGCAAAGGAAGGGACUGGUUUGAUUGCAUUUCUGCACGUCCAAUUUAUGAUUUUGGGCUUCCUUUUAUGUCUCAUAAUGAGGUCCUCAGCAUCAGGAGUGAUGAACUGAUUCUGGAAGCUUUCAAGCGCAUGAAGGACAAACAAAUUGGCGGUCUUCCUGUUGUAGAGGGCCCCAAAAGAAAGAUAGUUGGAAACAUUAGCAUAAGAGACAUCAGAUAUCUGUUGCUUAACCCUGGACUCUUUUCCAGUUUCAGGCAGCUCACCGUGAUUGAUUUCAUGAACACCAUCGCAUCAAUUGCAGAAGAACCUGGGAAGGUUAUGCCACCAAUAACAUGCAAGCCUGAUACACUCCUUGGUAGCGUGAUCAGAACUCUUGCUUCCAAAUCAGUUCACAGGAUUUAUGUAGUGGAUGGCAAUGAAGAUGAAGUUAUUGGCGUCAUUACACUCAGAGAUGUGAUUUCUUGCUUCAUCUUUGAGCCUCCAAACCACUUUGAUGAUUACUUUGGGUUUGCUGUGAGAGAAAUGUUAAACCAGUGAAAGUGCUGUUCUUGGAGGCAACAAUCACUUGAUGAAAUGAGUGUAGAAAAUUCCAACUCUGGUUUACAGGCUUUACAUGUUAUGAUAUAAUUGCUGGAUUGGUGUACUAUUUAACCCAUCAUAUUAUUUUCUUCUUUUUUUUUGAAGCCCCAACCCUAUCAUAUUGUAAAACUAGAACCGGCAAGUUUCAUUAAUACUUUAUCCUUCAUCA